This is a messenger RNA of Fusarium mangiferae, 1041 nucleotides long. RefSeq lists its product as uncharacterized. Lineage: Eukaryota; Fungi; Ascomycota; Sordariomycetes; Hypocreales; Nectriaceae. The transcript has 2 exons. Bases 1 to 1041 code for a protein of 346 amino acids. The record is from RefSeq and is a predicted model, not a curated record.
AUGUGUGACCAGCAAAUCAGGGAAUGGCUAUAUGUCGCUGGUGGUGUACUGAAAGUUCGAUACAUCUCCCCUGUCCCAGCUCCUGAAUCCAGCAUAAGAAUCCCCGGCUCGUCGCCACAAAAGCAAUUCUCCAACUUACUGCACCAAGAGCACACGCAAGAUUUCUUUGCCGGUAUUGAAGUUGAUGAGAUAUGGUUAAAUCCUCGUCUUUUCUCGGACCCGGGUCUGUUUGUCAGCCCCCGUCGGGAGCCUCAUGCCGACUCGCCGCCACCUUGCUGUGCUUUCUCGCAGACGAAAGACCUCCACGGGCUAGGUGGCAUUUCGUCUUUGCAUUACAUUCAUUCCAACAUCCUUCAAGAAUCAUACCGCGACUCAGAUCUACCUUACAACGAGCCACUAGAAGUAGUCGGUCCCCGAAAUCCGGACAGUGCGUUUCUAUCCAAGCUCAACCCAUUCUUUCCUCAUCAAAGGUCCCGCAAUGCAGCGGUAUAUGAGACACCCCCCCACCGGCAACAUUUAGAAUUAUCGCCAUGCUUACCACCGAGCUAUUCAAUCUCUCCGCACCCAGCUUGGCCUGAUGAUAGCCCCUUAUCUAUUUUCUUUUCUUCUUCUUCUCCUUCUUCUUCACCUUGUAUCCUUUCUGCGGAAAGUUCCAAGUUGCAAGGCAUGGCUCAAGUCUGUGAGGAUACGAACAUUCUGCACUCCAAUAGUCAUCACAAACCCACGAUCGAUCCUGAGCGAGGAUCUUUCCGUUGCAUAAAAUGCUCCAUCAAUCCCUUCAAGUACGAAAGGGAUUUAAAGCGACAUCUGGAUAGCAAACAUUCCGGUGCCUUUUAUGUCUGUCGAUGUGGGUAUUCUAAUGGGCGGAAGGAUGUUUACCGAAAUCAUCUCCUCAAAGAGAACUGUAGUGGUGAAAGGUCCUACAUAUGUACUUGUGGUCGUUCUACUUGCGAUCUUGCCGAACAUCGCCAUCAUUUCGAGGGCUGUCGGAAAGGAAAGCGAGGAAGACCUACAAAGCAGAACGCUCGUGUCAAAGUUUGA